CACGCUCUGAAACCCGGAGUAGUGCCCGUUGUUCGGUCUCUCGAAGCAGCAUGUCGUGGCUCUUCGGCUGGAGGAAGGGCUCCGGGUCGCCGCCGGCGGAGGAGCAGGCGCCGGCUGCUCCUGCUGAAGGGGCCGGGGGUGCAGCGGGAGGUUCUGGGGGAGACAAACCUGGGGAUAAGUGGAGUAACUUUGACCCGACUGGACUAGAGAGAGCUGCAAAAGCUGCGAGGGAGCUCGAUAAAUCACGACAUGCCAAAGAAGCGCUGGAACUGGCUCGUAUGCAGGAGCAGACUGUACAGCUGGAGCAUGCGAGUAAAGUCAAAGAAUAUGAGGCGGCUUUGGAGCAGCUGAAGGGCGAGCAGAUACACCUUCAGGCCGAGGAGAGACGCAAAACACUGGCAGAGGAGACCAAGCAGAACCAGGCAAGGGCACAAUAUCAAGACAAACUUGCCAGACAGAGGUAUGAUGAUCAGCUCAGGCAACAGCAAUUCCUAAAUGAGGAGAACCUUCGCAAGCAAGAGGAAUCGGUUGUGAAGCAAGAGGCUAUGAGAAAAGCUACCAUUGAACAUGAGAUGGAGCUGAGACACAAGAACGACCUGCUUCGCGUUGAAGCGGAGGCCAAAGCCCGAGCCCAGGUGGAGAGGGAGAACGCCGACCUGAUCCGGGAACAGAUUCGUCUGAAAGCUGCCGAGCACAGACAAACUGUCCUUGAAUCUAUAAAGACGGCGGGAGCAGUGUUUGGGGAGGGAUUCAGGGCCUUCGUUUCUGACUGGGACAAACUCACCGCCACGGUUGCUGGGUUGACAUUGUUGGCAGCAGGAGUGUAUUCUGCCAGAAAUGCCACAGCAGUGGCCGGGCGCUACAUCGAGGCUCGUCUGGGCAAACCCUCGCUGGUCCGAGAGACCUCAAGGAUUACUGUUGCAGAGGCCAUCAAACACCCAAUCAAGACAACCAAGCGUCUGAGAAGCCGACCGCAGGAUGCUUUAGAGGGCGUGGUGCUCAGCGCAAGUUUGGAGGAGCGUGUGAGGGACGUUGCCAUCGCCACUCGUAACACCAGGCAGAACAAAGGCUUAUACAGAAACAUCCUCAUGUAUGGACCCCCUGGAACUGGAAAAACACUCUUCGCCAAGAAACUGGCUCUCCAUUCUGGGAUGGACUAUGCCAUCAUGACAGGUGGGGACGUGGCACCCAUGGGGCGCGAUGGUGUCACUGCCAUGCACAAGGUGUUUGACUGGGCCAACACCAGCAGGCGAGGCCUCUUGCUGUUUGUCGACGAAGCUGAUGCAUUCCUGCGAAAGCGAGCCACAGAGAAAAUCAGUGAGGACCUCAGAGCCACCCUCAAUGCAUUCCUGUACCGCACUGGGGAGCAGAGCAACAAGUUCAUGCUGGUGCUUGCAAGUAACCAGCCUGAACAGUUCGACUGGGCCAUUAAUGACCGCAUUGAUGAGAUUGUAAACUUUGCCUUACCUGGUCUGGACGAGAGGGAAAGACUUGUGCGCCUGUAUUUCGACAAAUUUGUGCUGGCUCCUGCCACCACAGGGAGACAGAGAUUAAAGUUGGCUCAGUUCGACUAUGGCCAGAAGUGCUCAGACAUUGCAAUGCGAGCAGAGGGCAUGUCCGGUCGUGAAAUCUCCAAACUUGGUGUGGCCUGGCAGGCUGCUGCAUACUCCUCUGAAGAUGGAGUUUUGACCGAAGCAAUGAUUGACUCGAGAGUUGAUGAUGCCGUCAAGCAGCAUGCACAGAAAAUGGACUGGCUGCUGAUGGAAGCAGGUGUGGGGGUUGGCAAGGUCGGUGUAGUUCUCCCUAAGGAAAUGACUGCUGGAAUUACAGCACAGGAACCCGCUUCAGUUGCAAAAACUGAAGAUACAACCCCCACUGUACAAGAAGUCCUUCCAAUCCUUGAGAUUGUGAAUAACGCUGCCCAGGUGGAAUUAGCUGCUCAAUCUUCAGAAGUGGAGGCAGAUGCUAUUCUCAAAGAGGCAGCCACUUUGGUUAAAGAAAGUGAAAGUGUUGCUGUGGCAGGAACUCCAGUCUUGAAUGAAACAGCUGAAACCAUUGUUGAGACAGCAACUGCUGUCCCUUUGGUGCAGGAGGUUGAGGCCAUCAAGGAUCUGACUGAAGAGGUUGAGUCCACAGCUGUAGCUACAGAGACUGUUGUUCCUGAGGUAACAGAUAUAGUCACUGAGGUUAAGGAGGCUGAGGGUUUACCAUCGUCCACCACCCAAGAGACUGCUGCUGCGAGUAAAGACGAGCCAUUUGCUGAUGUAGUUGCGCAAGAGACUGAGGCCAUUGAAGUAGUCAAGGAGGAAAUGGAUGUUGUAGCACACUCCGAAACAUCAGUCUCUGCUGCUAUACAGGAGAAAGAAUUAGAUGCUGUUGUCCAGGAGCCAGAGGCUGCAGUAGCUGGACUCUCCCAGGAAACUGUAGUCAAAGAAACUGAGUCAGCUGCCACGUCUGUUGAUGCUGUAGAAACGGAAGCCACUAAGUCUGCAGAGGAAGUAGCAACUGAUGCUGCAAAGGUUGUAGAGGAAAUUGCAAGCAAUGUAGCUCAAGUAUCUGAGUCCUUGUCAAACAUCGCCACACAGGCUGAAGCAAUAGCAGCUGAUGUGGCCAAGGUGGCUGAUGCCGCAGCAACCAUUACUGAGGAGAUUGAGGCAAUAGUCAUCAAGGAGGUGGAAGGGAUGGGAAGUGAAGCUGUCAAAGACCCAACUGAGGUUGUAGUGGAAACUGCGCCUGAAACAUCAGAGGUUACUAAAGAAGUUGAGGAGGUAUUGGCAGAUGUGGUCAAAGAGUCUGAAAAUACCGCGACAGAGGCUGUAAAGGAGAUUGAAAUUAUAUCAACAGAGUCUGCCAUUGAAUCUGAAGCCAUCGCUUCAGAGGACGCAAAGGGACUGACUGCUGUGGAGUUUGCUGCUGAGGGUCAGACUUUGGCUACAGAGAUUGAGGCCAAACAAGCUGAAGUUGAACCUGCAGAAGUUUCCAAGGAAGCUGAAGUUGCACCACCAGAGGUUGCCAAGGAAGCUGAAGUUGCACCUCCAGAGGUGGCCAAGGAAGCUGAAGUUGCACCUCCAGAGGUUGCAAAGGAAGCCGAAGUUGCACCAGCAGAGGUGACCAAGGAAGCUGAAGUUGCACCAAUAGAGGUGGCCAAGGAAGCUGAAGACCUAGGAGCCAAAGAGGCUGAUAAAGAGGCUACAGAAAAUGUGACAGUGUCCAAGACAACUGAGGUUGCUGCCAAGGCAGAUGAGGUCAAAACAACAAAGGCUGCACAUGAGGCAGAGACUGUAGUGCCUGAAGUCACAGAUGAGACAAAGUCAGCAAGCCUUCCAAACAUCGAAACCAAGUUAGAUGCAGAGACUGUCGUGCCAGAACAGUCUGAGAAAGUUGAGAGUCCAGCCACAGAGAAGUCAUCUGCCUCUCAGACACCCAGCACAGAAGAAGCUGAAUCCAGUCACACUGACAAGCCUCUUUCAGAUAAACAGAGUGGAGAUGACAGCGACAAACCACAAGCCAAGCCUCAUCCAAAGAAGUGAUCACUUAAAAACCUUGAUGAAAUGCUUUUGUGAAUGAAGAGCUGUUGCAUUUGUUUAGAACUCAAGCUUCAAGUGUAAAACAUUCACCUUGAAUUCUGUCUACUCUUCUGUCAAUGUUUUUGUAACUCAAUUACUGUGAAUGCCAGAACUGAGGUAAUGGUUCGAUUGUGGCCUGUAGGUUUGCAAG
This is a messenger RNA of Plectropomus leopardus (leopard coralgrouper), 3717 nucleotides long. RefSeq lists its product as uncharacterized. NCBI's taxonomy places the organism in Eukaryota, Metazoa, Chordata, Actinopteri, Perciformes, Serranidae. Gene Ontology annotation, biological process: mitochondrion organization. Gene Ontology annotation, molecular function: ATP hydrolysis activity; zinc ion binding; ATP binding. Gene Ontology annotation, cellular component: mitochondrion. The record is from RefSeq and is a predicted model, not a curated record.